Seriola aureovittata is the source of this 4010-nucleotide messenger RNA. RefSeq names its product transmembrane protein 200C. Bases 1799 to 3370 code for a protein of 523 amino acids. Lineage: Eukaryota; Metazoa; Chordata; Actinopteri; Carangiformes; Carangidae. The transcript is spliced from 2 exons. The record is from RefSeq and is a predicted model, not a curated record.
AAUAUAUUUAAUUAAUUAGGCAGAGCAAGUACUGACAAGUCUUUGGCACAGAGCACAUUAGCCACUGUCAACACAGAUCCGUUUGGGGGAGCUCACGGUGAAUCCCAGGCCUCGUUUAGUGGGUGGAGGAGUGAAACCAGGCUUUGUUUGAAAUGCAGAGGAACUAGGGCAUGUUUCAGCGUAAAGUUGUUGUAAAUCUCAGAGUGCGUUCUCAAACUGAUUGCUGAUUGGAAUCAAGAGUUGCUGAGGCGGAAAGUAAUCUCUCAAAUAAGGGCUCGUACUCGGGGAAUGAUGAGCAGGUUCGCGAUGUGAGUGAGGAUUCUACUGCUAAAACUGAAGAGAUCAUUUCCACUGCUAUAUCUAGGAAGUCUAAGAUAUAUAUAUAUAAAAAUAUAUAUACAGUAUAUCUAACAUUUUUAGCAAUGAGCUGCUCAUCCAUGGCUACUUAAAAUAAGUGAGAUGAGGUUGUAAGAACACUUGGACAGGCUGGUGAAGCUUCCACCUGUGCCUCUCUAGGAAUGACAGCAACUCUCCAUCAUUAGGCCUCUAUUCAAGUUAAGUUAUUAUGAAUUUCAUCUUGUUUCUUCAGACUGUUAAGAUGUUUUUAGUCAGUGAUUUUGUAUUAUACUAGCUCCUUUCUUUCUCUGUUGGAUGUCCUGGAACAGCAUAUUUUGGAACAGUUGUUCACGUCCUAAGAUGUUAUAAGCCUCUGUCAUUGGUUCAGAAACAUCUGCUGUGUGUCACUGUAUCUUCCUAUAUUGCACAAGCUUAGAGCUAUACUGAAAGCUGGCCCAGACCUCCAGACCUCCAGAGUACUGGAUAACACCACGGAUUAAAUACAGCUCUUUAAACCUCCCUUCCCUCCUCUGGAUUAUUUCCCAUGUCCGUGCAUACAUUGACUCUGACUGCGGCAUGCAGGCUGGAGUCUUCUCUGUUCCCUCUAAUUUAUGCCAUAAACAAAACACAUUUCUGGGUCAUAAAUUCGCAGUCAACUCUCUGGAGCAUCAGCACCAAGCUUUGUUAUUCUAUAACACCCCUACCCCCACCGCUCCCUCUCCUCCUGCCCAGUGUAUAGCUGCUGUCUCUGUCUCCAGUCUCACAUCACUGAAACACAUCUGGACUCUGUCAUAUUUCAUUUAGUUGAACAUGAGGAUGCAACAUAUCAGCAAUUAUGAAAAUGUAACCUGAGGGGGAAAGGAAGGGAGAGGGAGGGGACUGAUGCAGGAGAUGAUGAAUUUGGUGUAUUUAAAUUUGCCUGUCUCUGACCUCACCCUACACCAUGUGCAAUUUCAAUCCCUUAACAGCAUUUUUUUUCAUGCAUUGUGUGUUUUUUAACAGCAUAGCAUGGGAAUACCCGGGCCAGUAUGCACAAAUAAACUGACUACAUGGCAAAAACACAACAUAUUAUUAUAACAUAAACAACCAAGUGCAGAUCAGCACAUUUAGUGAUUUUUGUUUCCACAAAGGAAAGAAAAAUCUAGGGGGAAAAAACCCCCAAAAAAACCAACCCAAAAAACAUCUGGAAAUGUUUGGAGUAUAACAUACAGUAUGACAGAGGUCCUCAGCAGCUCUCGUUUUUCACGUUGCCCAAUAAUCACCACCAAUGGAAAUGCAGUUGGCCCGCCCCUUGCCGGUCUAUUGUGAAUCCGCGUUCAAGUGGAAACCACUCUUCCAGCCUUGGCACCAAAGUGGCGCACCGCGACAUGCAGAGCUGAGCGAGGAGUGCGCCCUUUGAAGAUGCUUGAUUGUCAAGCCACAAUUUCUGGUUGAGUGACAAGCCUGCUGUCCCAUCACCACCAUGAUAGCCACCGGGGGCCUGCUGCGCAUGAACAGGCGCCAGGAUUCCCUCCGCUCUAAGAACCGAGCUGAAAACAAAAGGAAGCGGAAAUCCAAAAAAAAGAAGAAGAACGACGUGGUGGUGGUGAAGGGGAAGCUCAAUCUGUGCUCCCCGGCCGGUUUGGUGGCCGCUGUUGGAGUUAUAGUUCUCAUGGUGGGGAUUUCUAUGGCCGUGCUGGGCUACUGGCCCAGCCAGAACCAGCACGAGUACCAGGCGCGCCGCAGAACUGGAGCGUACCACAACAGGGUGAGCUACUCCAAAAGUCCACCUGCUCCCUCAAACUUGACCCGUAAUAAGCCUCCCUCCGGCCAGCCAAAUGUAUUCAACCAGAGCCAUGCUAACAGCAGCGCCCCCAACCCCUCCCCUCACUGUGGCUUCCUCUGUGACUUCCUGAACAAUUACCUGUACUCAGACAAUCUGAAAGUCUUCGGACCGCUGGUGAUGGGAAUCGGCAUUUUCCUCUUCAUCUGCGCCAAUGCAGUCCUCCAUGAAAACCGAGACAAGAAAACUAAGAUCAUCAACCUGAGGGAUAUUUACUCCACGGUGAUAGAUCUGCACAGCAUACGGUCGAAGGAGUACUCCCCUCUGAACGGUUUGGUGAACUACACUCAGUCGAGGAGCGCCGAGGGCCCGUCGGGCUCCUUCCCUGCAAGUGGGAUGCUCACUCGCAGCUCCUGGCCCUCCACUGGACUUAGUUUCCAGGGCGAGUUAGGCGGCGAUGAGGUGUUUAGACACCCGUCUUUAGCCAGCAGGCCUCGUAGCUGGUCCAGAGAUGUCCAGACCUUCACAGACACUGUCUACAGCAUCUACAAAGACUACAGCAAUAGCAGCAAGCAGGCGCCACAGCCCCGACAGUGGGAGACCACCUCCAUCGUCACCUCCUCUGUGAACGCUUUCACCCUCCCCGUGAUCAAACUGAACAACUGUGAGGUGGAGGAGUCUGAGAGAGCGCAGGCAGAGGGGCGCUCGGGGGAAGGGGUCGUAAUUGAGGCUGCUGCUGGAAACAUUAGCGAGGAAGGACAGGCCAGCAGCAGCCGGACUGACGAGACUGACACCAGGGAGAAAGACAUCCUGAUGACAGACCCCCCCCCACCCCAUCAGAGCCAUGAGGACAUAUCCACAGACACAGCUGACCAGCAGGGGGCGCCGCAGACUCAGCCUCAACCACAGUGGACCCAGCUGUUUCCUCCAUCACCUGUUGCCAGGGCGAUGGGGUCGCGGCUGUCGCUCAACUCCCUCACGGAUCAGCCCAGGUCUGCACGACGCUGCAGCCUGUCUGUGUCUGUGUGUAGUCAAGGCGACAGAGCCAGGCGCUUCAGCUGCCCUCGUUUGGAGCGCACCAACAGUAAGGGCUACAUCAAACUGACUGAUCUGGGGGGCGAGUCCUUCGAAGCCCCCGACACAGACACUUCUUUAGUGACCACCGAACAGGAAGUAGCAACAGACGCAGCAGCAGCAGCAGCAGCAGCAGCGGAGGAAGAAGCUCAGGGAGAGGACGACCUGGUGACACCCAGCACCUCUGCAGAAUACUAGACUAAUAUGUUUUUUGUUUUUUUGCUGAUGAGCCUCUUAAAACUCUUUGAUGUCUUGUUCUUUGCUUCGUACCGUUUUCUCCGACUGCUGAUGUGAAGCUGGCCAUUACAGAAAGAAAAUGUGGAGAGUAAGCAGCUAAGGACUAUUGAAACAUAGCCAUGAACACUCAAGAGCAAGGUUCUUUAUAAAUACCACAUCCACAGCUCAAUAUUCAGAUGUAAUUUUUCUAUUUUUUUCAAUGUAGCAAGAGCAAUACUAAAGACUUGUAAGAAGAUUUAGUAAAGAUUUGUAAAAAAAGAAAAGAAAAAAAGAAAACCUGAUCUGAUCUGAAGAGUUUUAACUUUUCUUUUGUAUAACAGUAGGACAAACAUUGUAGCUUGUAGAAUUGCCAAAACUGUCACUGAGAACUACUGUCCGACAUGUUGUUCUGUAGCAUUAAUACAUGCCACAGAAAACAGAAAAUAGCCUAGAUUUAUUUCUCUACAUUGUUGUGUGAAUACCAUGUGAAUAGGUGAACUGAAUUGAAUCUCAGGUAGACGUUUGGUUUAGGAUCAGGACCUUGAGGACAAGGUCUUCCCUAUGUGCACACUUGUUUAUAUGAAACGUUCAUGGUUGAAUAAACUUGACUGUAACACCUCUU